Messenger RNA from Musa acuminata AAA Group (dessert banana), 1134 nucleotides. Its product is annotated as probable polygalacturonase. The record is from RefSeq and is a predicted model, not a curated record. Gene Ontology annotation, molecular function: polygalacturonase activity. Bases 1 to 1134 code for a protein of 377 amino acids. Gene Ontology annotation, biological process: carbohydrate metabolic process. NCBI's taxonomy places the organism in Eukaryota, Viridiplantae, Streptophyta, Magnoliopsida, Zingiberales, Musaceae. The transcript is spliced from 5 exons.
AUGGCUUGCACUUGUUUGGUUAGGCUGACGAAUGCCUCGGGUGUCACGGUCGAGGGUCCCAUGGAUAUCAACGAGUGGCCGAUCAUUGACCCUUUGCCCUCCUACGGUAGAGGAAGAGAUGCGGCUGGGGGUAGAUACAGUAAUCUCAUCAUGGGAUAUAACCUAACCGAUGUGGUCAUAACAGGGAAUAAUGGAACUAUCGAUGGACAAGGUGAAACCUGGUGGAAAAUGUUCCGUAACAAAGAACUCAAUUACACUCGUGGAUACCUCAUUGAAUUGAUGUACUGCAAACAAGUGCUGAUUUCCAACAUUACAUUGGUUAACUCUCCAUCGUGGAAUGUCCAUCCAGUGUACAGCAGCCACGUAAUCGUCUCAGGCAUCACAAUUCUUGCACCGGUCAACUCUCCCAACACUGAUGGGAUCGAUCCAGACUCAUCCUCCAAUGUCCGCAUUGAGGACUGCUACAUAGUCUCAGGCGAUGACUGCAUCGCCAUUAAAAGCGGUUGGGAUGAGUACGGGAUUGCAUUCAACAUGUCAAGCAAACACAUAGUGAUCAGACGGCUCACCUGCAUCUCCCCCACGAGCGCUGUCAUCGCCCUGGGAAGCGAGAUGUCGGGAGGAAUCCAAGAUGUCCGGGCCGAAGACAUCACGGCCAUCCACUCCGAAUCCGGCGUCAGGAUCAAGACGACCAUCGGAAGGGGAGCUUACGUGAAGGACAUAUUCGUGAGAAGAAUGAAUCUGCACACGAUGAAGUGGGUCUUCUGGAUGACGGGCACCUACGGGCAGCACCCGGACGACAAAUUUGAUCCGAAAGCCAUUCCGGUGGUGCAGAAUAUCAGUUACAGCAACGUGGUGGCCGAGAACGUGACCAUGGCCGCGAAGCUGGAGGGGAUUCCCGGCGCGCCCUUCACCGGAAUAUGCAUCUACAAUGUGACGGCGGAGGUGGUGAAGUCGAAGAAGCCGAUUUGGAACUGCACCGACGUGGAGGGCGUAUCGAGUCACGUGACGCCCACUCCCUGUGCGCAGAUUCCGGAAUAUCCAGAUCGUAUAACGCAUUGCCCCUUCCCUGAAGAUGAUCUACCUGUGAAUGGUGUUGGGCUAGAGGAGUGUGCUUAUCACAGAGCCAAGCCAUGA